AUGCCUCGUGCCUUCCUGGUCAGGAGUCGGCGUCCACAGCCACCCAACUGGGGCCACCUACCUGACCACCUCCGGGGAGAUGCCUAUGUCCCAGGUGGGCCCCUCACUGGGCCUAGAGGUGAGGGGCAGGAGACACAAAGCAUCACCAUCUGGCUUCUCUCCUCAGACUGCAGCAGCCUGAGGGGGCCACCGGCACACCAGUCUUCUAGCCUCCAGGACUCUUGGGCAGCGCCCUCCCAGGGCACUCUGACUGCCACUCCUAGGAGCCCUGGGACGCUUGGCUGCCCCCUCUGCCCCAAGGCCUUCCUGUUGCAGCGCAUGCUGACCCGGCACCUCAAGCGCCACAACCCUGCCCGCCGCCACGUGUGCCACUGCUGUGGCAAGGGCUUUCACAACGCCUUUGACCUCAAGCGGCACAUGAGGACUCACACGGGGAUCCGGCCAUUCCGCUGCGGAGCUUGUGGCAAAGCAUUCACGCAGCGCUGCUCACUUGAAGUGCAUCUUGCCAAGGUACACAGAGAGCCGGCCAGCUACGCUUAUCGUGAGCGCCGUGAGAAGUUACAUGUGUGUGAGGACUGCGGCUUCACCAGCUCGAAUCCUGACGCCUACGUGCAGCACCGCGCCCUGCAGCACCGCGCCCUGCAGGCGCUGCUUGAGACUGGGAACCCUGUAUCCAACCAUUGAGAGAGAAAUAAACAGAGGAAAGGCACGCACAGAACACAGCAUUUAUUACACAAGCGGGAGAG
This is a messenger RNA of Physeter macrocephalus (sperm whale), 746 nucleotides long. RefSeq names its product ovo like zinc finger 3 (gene OVOL3). Gene Ontology annotation, molecular function: DNA-binding transcription factor activity, RNA polymerase II-specific; RNA polymerase II cis-regulatory region sequence-specific DNA binding. Gene Ontology annotation, cellular component: nucleus. Gene Ontology annotation, biological process: epidermal cell differentiation; regulation of transcription by RNA polymerase II. Lineage: Eukaryota; Metazoa; Chordata; Mammalia; Artiodactyla; Physeteridae. The record is from RefSeq and is a predicted model, not a curated record.